AUGACUUAUGCGGUAUUCUGCUGCGAUUUUGAAUGUGUAAAAUACAAUUUUAUAGCGGAUAUUAAAAAAGCCACUUUACAAAUUGAAUUACACGGGAAAGCUCGCGACGUAAAGAGGUUUCUAUGGCUCAAGGAUUUAUCUUCAGGCUUGCAGCCUAAAAAUAUUAUUGUAUAUCGUUUUAAAAGAGUAGCCUUUACAGUAAUUUCUGGUCUAUUCUUGCCAAUUGUCACAGUAUCGUGCCAUUUGGAAAAGGAAGCAUUUGAAGCUUUGAACGAUGGCAAACAGAAGGCAGAAUGGCUGCUAAAGUUAAAACGUCAAAUUAUGUCGACAGUCUUAUUGUAG
Molecule: messenger RNA, 342 nt
Organism: Enterobius vermicularis (human pinworm)
Lineage: Eukaryota; Metazoa; Nematoda; Chromadorea; Rhabditida; Oxyuridae
Source: the annotation of a GenBank genome assembly